UUGGAAGAUAAUGUAAUUAAUGUCCACACCCCCACACUAUACACCCCUCUUCAUCACUCCACCCCUCCCUCCUUUGUGAUUGAAAAUGAGAGUACCUUCAACUUUAAAAAGAAAAUAGAUGAGCGGUCUGCACCCGCAAGGCGGUGCUCUUGUUAAAUUAUGUUUUCUCAAGGAUAAUCAGCCUUCAAAAAUCCUGCAACUAUAAUUACAGCAAAAUUAAUAAAUAUUAACCAAUAUUCAAAAAAAUGUUCUAUGAAUAAUUAUUUGUUAAAUGCAUAAUAGUUUGCUAAUAUGCCGAUGUGCUUGUGACAUGUUAAACCUCUCAUUAAGAAAUAGCAAUAUAUGUGCAUGAAUAUUAAAUGAAAUUUCAGUUUGAAAAAAGAUCAUAAUAACAACAACAACACUGGAUAAAUAAUUAAUAUGUAAUAGUACAUUUGUCCUGAUUGACUUUUUUUAUUUCUUAAUAUUAUCUGUACUGUUUCCAAGUUAUGACCAUUCUCUGUAUUUAGUGCAUGUGGGUUAAAUGUUAUUUUGUUGUCUGUGAUACUUUACUUGUUGAUUUACUGUUUGCUGUCAAGUAUUGUGCUUUUGUGGCAGCAACUUUUUAAUUGUUAUUUUACUUAUUUUAAACUUACCAUAAUCUGUUGACAGUUUUGCUUAUUUAUUUGUAAGGGUCCACAUAAUUUGACUGUCUUGAUGUAAAGUGUUUUCAUAUCUUCCAAUUAUUUAAUUGUAGAAGAAGCUAUCGCUACUUUGUUUAUAUGGAUUUCAGUAUCAGGGGAAUUAACCCCCAUAUAUAUCUGCUUUUGUUUUAACAGAUGUAUGUCCCUGUUUAACUUUGUAAAUGUUGCUACAUUUUCAUCCUGCAACAUGCAAAUGCUACAGGCUUUGGUCACUCCUGACCUUGUUAAAAAUAUGUUUGUAUAAAACCUACUUCAAUACGAUAACUUAAUAUUAUAUUGAACUACAAAUUGCAUACUAUGUGCUGUUUUAAAUUAAGGAAAUAGUACGAGUUUUAUUAUUAUGCGUUGGUUAUCAAAAUGGAUCUUAUCAUGUGUAAAUACUUUGACGUCGUAAUGGAAAUCUAUAAAAUAAAUUAUUUUAUUUUCCUGCCUAUACAGCAUUAUCAUUAUAUACAUUACUCCAGGUUUAACAGAGCUGAUCUUGAACAUAGACAAGUAAGGAGAAAUGGAAGUUUCCAAAUGUUAAAUAAAUUCGUAUUUACAAAAUACAAGCUCAAGAUAAGUUUGAACAAUAGUUUUAAAGAAAAAGUUUUGGAAACAGUUACUUGCUUUGAAAUAUUUAAGUUUGAGAUAAAUGGGCAUAUCAACGUUCACUUUUCUUAGAGAAAUCCAUAAUUAUUUGUGAAAUCAAUAAAUUUACCAUGGAUAUGGAGUAAUGCUAAGUGCAUGAGAAACGUUUUUGUAGCAUUAGGCUGAUUUUGUAUUUGUGAGUAUGAAUCCCCCUAGAACCAUACCCUCAACACUUGUUUAUUUUUAGCUUAUCUAUUUUUUGAAAAAAAAAAAUGAGCUAUUGUCAUCACCUGAGCGUCUGCAUCAGCGUCCGGUUAAGUUUUGUGUUUAGGUCCAAUUUUCUCAUAAAGUAUCAAAGCUUUUGCAUUCAAACAUGGUACACUUACUUACUAUCAUGAGGGGACUGGGCAGGCAAAGUUAGAUAACUCUGGCUGGCAUUUUGACAGAAUUAUGUGCCCUUUUUAUACUUAUAAAAUUGAAAAAUCGGUGUCGGCGUCCGGUUAAGUUUUGUGUAUAGGUCACCUUUUCUCAUAAAGUAUCAAAGCUAUUGUAGUCAAACAUGGCACACUUACUUACUAUCAUGAGGGGACUCAGGUUCAGGUUCACUUUAUUCCUAAACUAUCAUAAGGGAACUGUGCAGGCAAAGUUAUGUAACUCUGACUGGCAUUUUGACAUAAUUAUGUGCCCCUUUUAUACUUAGAAAAUUGAAAAUUCAGUUAAGUUAUGUGUUUAGGUCCACUUUAUUCCUAAAGUAUCAUAGCUAUUGCUUUCAUACUUGCAACACUAACUAAUUAUCAUAAGGGAACCGUGCAUGCAAAGUUAUGUAACUCUCCUCCCCCCUCUCAACCUCCGACCACGGUUAAAAAAUACAAAUAUUUAUUUUUUAUUAUUUUUAAAGACUGUCCAACCAUCAUUAAAUCAUGUUUCUUGCAUUAAUUAGUGUCUUUAUUUUUUUAUAUGCCUAAACACUUUUAGUUGAACGCUUAAUUAAUUAAAGAAAUGCACUCAAGAGAAUACAUUUAGGCUGUACUUGAGUAAUGAGCCAUGAGUAAUAUUUCUUGUAUCUUUAAUAUGAGUUUAAAAAGUCUUUGUGUUGCUACAUAUUAAAAUUGUAGAUGUUAAUUUUCUUUUGUUCAAUAUUUGUGAUUUUACUAUGUAAUUAUUCAAUAUGAAAUUAUUUGAAUUAAGUUCGCAGUGCCUGUGAUUGAGUUGAAAUUGAAUAUUAAUAGAAUUUGGUGAUAUUCUUAACCAUUCAUAAUGUAACGUUUAUUUCAUGAUUUCUAUUAAAAUUUCUGUCUUAAGGAACCAAACUUAAUCAAAAGUAUGCAUUAAUCAAGAGUAAUGUUUGUACUCAUAUGUUUUUAUUCUAUCAAACAUGUAUGAUUCAAGUGGAAAUCAGAAAUUUAAUUUUUGUUUAAGAUUUGUACUAAUCUGUUUCGAUACAGUUCUUUCAUUCUUAUCUUUUAUAAAAGCAAAUUUUAGAAAAAGUGUAACAUACAAUGUAUAAUAAUUUUGAUUGUUGAAAUAUACUAAUACCAUUCUGAAUUGUGCCAUUUCUGUGCCAUUCCUGGACACAUUAAUAAUUAUCAUGUGUUCAUUAUAAACUUCAUUAUAUAAAACCUUCUGACUGUCCUUUUACUUAAAUAUAACCCAAAUAUUUUUGGAAUUUAUUCAUAUACUCAUUAAUUAUUGUUUAUUGUUAGCCUUACUUGAAAGUUUGCUGAUCAUGAUGUGUGGUAUAUACAUGUAUAAUGGCUGUACAAUUUUGAUUUUAAAUGACACUUGACAAAUGAUAGCAGCAGUGAUCCUGAUGUUGAUAAACAAUUACUGAUAGUAACUUUAAACAUUGUUUUUAGCUCAUCUGAGCACGUGGUGCUCAUGGUAAGCUUUUGUGAUCGCUCUUUGUCCGUCGUGCAUUGUCCGUUGUCUGUCGUGCGACGUCAAAAUUUGCCUUGUUAACUCUCUAGAGGCCACAUUUAUUGUCCAAUCUUCAUGAAAUUUGGUUAAAAGAAUUGUCUAAUGAUAUCUUGGAUGAGUUCAAAAAUGGUAACCUUUGCUUGAAAAACAUGGCUGCCAAGGGGCUGGGCAUUUUUUCUUAUAUGGCUAUAGUAAUAUCUUGUUAACACUCUAGAGGCCACAUUUAUUGUCUAAUCUUCAUGACACUUGGUCAGAAGAUUCAUCCCAUUGAUAUCUUGGGCGAGUUCGAAAAUUAUACAGAUUGGUUGAAAAGCAUGGCCGCCAGGGGGCGGGGCAUUUUUCCUUAUAUGGCUAUAGUAAAACCUUGUUAACACUCUAGAGGCCACACUUAUUUUCCAAUCUUCAUGAAACUUGGUCAGAAGAUUUGUCCCAAUGAUGUCUUGGAUGAGUAUGAAAAUGGUAACAUUUGCUUAAACAAAAUGGCUUCCAAAGGUGGGGCAUUUUUCCUUAUAUGGCUAUAGUUGGCUAUAGUAAAAUCUUGUUAACACUCUAGAGGCCACAUUUACUGUCUGAUCUUCAUGAAACUUGGUCAGAAGAUUCAUCCCGAUAAUAUCUUGGACAAGUUAAAAAAUGAUGCCCUUUGGUUGAAAAACAUGGCCGCCAGGGGGCGGGGCAUUUUUCCUUAUAUGGCUAUAGUAAAACCUUGUUUACACUCUAGAGGCCUAAUUUAUUUUCAGAUCUUCAUGAAACGUGGUCAGAAGAUUUGUCCUAAUGAUAUCUUGGAUGAGUUCAAAAAUGGUUUUGAUUUCUUUAAAAACAUGGCCACCAGGGGUGAGGCAUUUUUCCUUAUAAGGCUAUAUAUGGCUUUUGUAAAACCUUGUUAACACUCUAGAGGCCACAUUUAUUGUCCAAUCUUCAUGAAAUAUGGUCAGCAGAUUUGUCUUAUUGAUAUCUUGGAUGAGUUCGAAAAUGGUUACGUUUGCUUGAAAAACACGUCUACCAUGGGGCGGGGCAUUUUUCCUUAUAUGGCUAUAUAUGGCUAUAGUUAAAUCUUGUUAACACUCUAGCGGCCACAUUUAUAGUCCGAUCUUCAUGAAACUUGGUCAGAAAAUUCAUCCCAAUAAUAUUUUGUUAUCUCAGCCGAGCGACUUUGGGCCUUUCAGGCCCUCUUGUUAAAAGAUCUGUUUGCUUAACAUCGACAUGGCAAUUACCAGAAUGCAUAUAUUAAAGCUACCAUACUUUCUGUAAAUGCAUACACUCCUGUGUUGCCAGAAAUUGAGAUGGUAAUGGUAAUUUUUAUCAAAUUGUUUUGUGUGAUUAUGUAUACGGUUAUUUGUGUGUGUGUGUAAGCGUUACUUUGUUUCGAAAUCAAACACUGAAAGCUAUUUGCGUGUUUGAACCAAUAAGUUUAUUUGUUUUAAUGUGAUUCUAUUUGUGUUUUUCCAUUAAGUUUUUCAAUUGUUUAACCAGAAAUUAUUAUUCGCUGAGCGAAUUAAAGACAUUUCAGAAAUAUAUUGUGAGAGAAACACUACGCGUUGUUUUAUGUUUUCAGCCGCAGUAAACUUGAAUUUAAAAAAAAUGAUAUUCUACUAGUGUUGGCCUCAGCUUCGGUGCUGAGUUAAAGUUAAAGAUGCUUAUUAAAUUGCUGCUAAUGAUAAAAUGAUCCCAUAUGCCAAAUUUUGUAACUCUAGUUAAACGUUUGUCGAAAUUCAAAGUUUUAGUUAGACUAGCUUUUCCCAAGUGCCUUAUGGGAUUUUUGUUAUGCUUAGAUUAUUUAUUCCCUGUAUGGAAUUUACCCCAUUUACCAAGUUAAGUAACUCAUAUAUAAAAUUUGUCAAAACUAAGGGCCUUUGCAGAUGAGAUAAUUGUAACUACCCGGUAUUACUAAAUAUGGUGUGAUCAAGGUCUCCGUUGAUAAAUAUUUAUACAACUAUGAUUUCGGCUUAAGGUCUCGUGAACGCUAUUAUCAUGCAGCUAUAUACACUCAACGUUCUUUCUAAAUGAUCUUUUGAUGAAUUAAAGCAAAACCAAGGCAACUGACUAUGCAUAUUGAUCAAAGUAAAUUUCCUUACCAAAUGUGUGAGGUUAUUUUGAUAGACAUAAAUGAUACGUCUCCCAACUAUUUAGAUUAACCAUUGAGUUCAAAGGUCACAAAAUACACAAAAUAAGUACACCGAUAUUUGAUAAUAAACGCGUGAUCCACAAUUGCAGUCUUGCAUGAAUAUUUUACAAAAAUUUUUAAAUGCUAUUAUACCACACUCGACGCAGAUAAUUGACUAGAAACAAGCAUAUCCUAGGUCAAAUCUUCGACAAUCGGUUAUUAUUAGAGAACACACUAUUGUCAAAAUGUUUAAACUUGGUCUGAUAAUUUAUCGCAACAAUAUUUUAUCAAAAUGUGGUUCACUAGAUCAAAUCUUAUUUAAAAAACUGUGACCACCUGAAGACUUUAUUUAAAAAUCUAUUCUUAAUAUUUAGGCCAAAAUCGAUAAAGCCUUAUACUGUUAUUUGUAUUUAAUUAUUAUAUAUCGAUCGCAUUGUAUUACCUAUUAUUCACAUGUUCAUUUCAUUAUGGCUAAUGUCAGAACAUGUGUACCAGUCCUUUGCAUUUUUCAUAUGCCUGUUAGGAAUUCAUGUUAUAAAUUGGUAAGAUAAGAAGUAUAUUUAAUAUGAAACCUGUUUGCAUUAUCGUAUAUAAAGUCGGUUUCUGAACUGCAUAUCCCUGCAUUAAGCAACGCGAAUAGCUACUAAUAAAUAUAAAUCUCCUCAUUUACAUAUAAGUUAGCACCUGUCUUAUGUAAACUUAAAAUAAAAGCGCUGAGUUUACACAACUAAAUACUAGGAUUUUGGUCAAAGACCAAUUUGACGUCGCUGGUGUGUGGCAGCUGAUGAACAUUGCACCUCCGGGCAGAUGUAGAAAGCCUUUCCGUUCACGGUUUUUAUUUCUGUGAUCUUGCAAUUCCAAAUCAUGCGAUUAGAUGCUGGAAAUCCGAAACCCGCACACAAAGAAUGGACAAUCGCUGCAAUAAUUGCAUCCAAUCUACAAACGAUCGCCCGUGUGUCUGCGGUCUUGUGCCUUUUCAGCAUAGCGAUGUCAUUUACGUUUGUCGGUGCCACCCAUCAGAGAUGGUGGCUGUAUGGGUGCCAGUGUUCUAAUUGGGAGUCACGAGACUCUGUUCGCGAAGUUGUCAUGAACUCCUACAGGGGCCUGUUUGUAGGCCGAGACGACCUGACCAGUCUGCCCGUGGUUAAGCUGCACAAGAAUCCAGGGGAGGCAAAUCUGCAGUCAUACGUGGCAAACACAUUGCCGCACAUCAACCAAUACAUCAAUCCUGGAUGCUGCUAUACUGACUAUAGAUACGAGAUUUUCAACACUACGUCAGUAAAUAGCCAGGAGUUCAAAGUUGUGCACUUUGACAAAGCGUUCCAGUUUGUUCCCACUGGUCGCUGCAAACCUAACAGCACAUGUAACCGCGGCGAGUGCCUGCAGAUGUUCCGACACCACUGGAUGCUUGUGUGGGACGAGCGACUGAGUACUUGGCCGCCGGUCACCUUCCUUCCGGUCGAGGUGCCGUCCCAUUGCCAGUGCGUCAACGUCGGGAGGGCAAAGAGGAGGCGAAGGAGAUCUUCGUGUGCGGUUACCAACGUGUAUAUCGAAAUGCGUGAGCAUCAAAACGACAUCCCCACCGGGUGAUACUAGCUAAACAAACUGUGCCGAGAAAGUCCAUGCAUUUAGUGAGUGUAGGCAAAACAGAGAUAACUGUGUUCAAUAAUUAUAUAACAAUGAAGCUGUUAAAACAGUGAGAGUUCAUGAACUAACGCUAUAUAACAAUGAAGCCGUUUAAACAGUGUGAGUUAAUGAACUAACGCUAUUGUAUCAUUGUGCUAAAUUGCCUAUUUAAUAUACAGUGUGGUUACUAUAAUUUAAUCUAUAUACUGUCAUAUUGCGUUAAUCAACUGUGAUAUGACAAACUUUAUUUAGCUGUUAAUUGAUAUUACUGUUAUUGCUAUACUUUAUUAUGUUAAUUAUGUUUAUUUUAAAGCUAUUUAUAAAUGAAAGUGUUCUAUUUUUGUAGCAGACAAUAGAAUUUAUUUAAUCAUCUCAUCAUACGUUGAUUUUGUUUUAAUUUCUGGUUACUUUUUAUGCUCCCCGAAAUAAAAUUUCGGCGGAGCAUAUAGUCGCCAGUUUGUCCUUCCUUCCUUACUUCCUUACUUCAUUCCGUCACACUUUUGUUACCGUUUCUCAUCGCGCCUUCAUUACUUUACCAAUCUCUUUCAUAUUUGGUAUGUAGGUACCUUGCAUGGACCUCUACCUUUUGAUGAGGUUUGAGGUCUCUGGGUUCAAGGUCAAGAUCACCGAGGCUAAUAAUAUAUUUUCCUUCACGCUCUUGUUACAGUUUCUAAUAGCGCAUUCAAUACAUUACCGAUCUCUUACAUAUUUGCAAUCAAGGUACCUUGCAUGGACCUCUACCUUUUGAUGAGGUUUUUGGUCACUGGGUUCAAGGUCAAGGUCACCGAGGCUUAUAAUAGAUUUUCCUUCACGCUUUUGUUACAGUUUUUAAUAGCGCCUUCAAUACAUUACCGAUCUCUUACAAAUUUGCAAAGUAGGUACCUUGCAUGAACCUCUACCUUUUGAUGAGGAUUGAGGUCACUUGCCCGGGGUCAAGGUCUCCGAGGCUAAUAAUAUAUUUUCCGUCACGCUUUUGUUACAGUUUCUCAUAUGGCCUUUAAUACUUUACCAAUCUCUUUCAUAUUUGGCAUGUAGGUACCUUGCAUGGACCUCUACCUUUUGAUGAGGUUUGAGGUCACUGGGGUCAAGGUCAAGGUCACCGAAGCUAAUACUAUAUUUUUCCGUCACACUUUUGUUACAGUUUCUCAUAGAGUCUUCAAUAUUUUACCGAUCUCUUAGAUAUUUGGCAUGUAGGUACCUUGCAUAGGCCUCUACCUUUUGAUGACGCUUUUGUCAUUUGGGGUCAAGGUCACCGAGGUUAAUAAUAGAUUUUUUAGGUGGUUAUUAACACAUAGAUUGACAAGCGUAUCAUCGGGGAGCAUCCAUCGUUUUCAACGAUACUUCUUGUUUACACAUGUUAUGCAAGUUAAGAUUAAUAGCAUAUUUAUAUUGCACACUAAAAAAAUCCACAUUUUUCCCGAAAAUAAAACAAAAUGUGAUUCAUAUGAUUUACGUACAUGGAUUCUUAAUAAAUUAUGUGUCACAUUUUUUUUAUCAAUUCAGUUGCUAAUAAAAUUCUUAAAAAAAGAAAUUAAUUAAUAAAAUUUUUCGAAUUCCGUGCUUAGGUUUAACAUUCAUUUUUUUUGUUUAUUUAUAUACUAUAAUUUGCAAACAUUUGAUUGUAAAUUAAGCGUUGGAUCGCGAUAAAUGAUUACACAACCUUGAUAGCCAUGCAUUAUAAAUGCACAGUUUUACUUAUUUAAGGAACAUGUCAAGCUUACAUAUUGUAAGUUACAUCAAAUGUGAAUAUGCUAUAUGUAAUAUGGCACUUAAGACACUGGCCACGGGGUUAACUCCUAAGACGCAUGACGACACAUAUUUUGUUAUGGUAUUUAUUUAGAAUUGAUGUGAGAUUAGAUUAGACAUUUUAAACAGGUCGAACCCCCAAAAGCUGUAUAUUGACCGUUGACCGUUUCAAGGCGGUUACACAUGCGCUGUAUUAAUUAUUUCCGCUAAGUGUUGCAUGCUAUGUAGCUGAUAGUAACAAGUAUUUGAUUCCUUAAAAUGUUUCUGGAGCUCUUUUUUUGCUAUGUGUAUUAAGUAAAUAUGCGUGUUUUUCUUUACUUUCAAAGUGUGAAUAAUUUCAUGGUUUUCGAAUUUGUGUUCUUUCGUUUUGCUCAAACCUUUACAGUCAUGGUAGAUUUUCCCUGUAGUUAAGGCGUGUAAGCUGUUUGUGGUUUUUAAAUUAUAUACAUGGUUUUAAGAUCUCCGAACAGAUUUUCCAGGUUAUUAAACAAGUGUUUCUAUUUUUUUAAUAUGUUUUUCAUAUACAGAAACGGCUAAACAUAAUAUUGCCACAAAUAAAAUUAUGUUGAAUUCAGCUAACAAGUAACAGAUACACUGAUAAAAAAAACACAAAAAAACAACAACAACAACCUCAGGCUCAACAAGCAUUGAAUUUCUAGCCAUUAUCCGAUGUUAAGAAGGCGAUAACGAAAAUCAUGAAAGCCGAAGUGAAUAUGAGUCGUGUUCCGUGAAAACUGGGCAAAAUGCAUGUGCGUAAAGUGUCGUCCCAGAUUAGCCUGUGCAGUCCGCACAGGCUAAUCAGGGACGACACUGUCCGCUUUAAUGGUAUUUUACCGAAAAUCUAGUUUAAGAGGAAAGUGUCGUCCCUGAUUAGCCUGUGCGGACUGUACAGGCUAAUUAGGGACGACACUUUACGCACAUGCAUUAUGCCCCGUUUUUUCAGAACAAGACACAGCACUCAACUUAAGUAAAGCACUCAAUUUCCUUGAAAUAAUUUAUCCUUUGUCAGUUGAAGAAAAAUAUCAGCGAUUUUAUUUAUUAUGUGUUAUUGCUUGUUGAUUUGAGUGCAAAUUUGCCUAAUGACCAAUCAAAGGGGACAUAUGUGCACUCAUAUAUUUUGUUUGCAUAGUGUACAUGUACAUUGAAUUGAAAUGGAAAUUGUAUAUUUGAAUUGAGUAGUUAUUCGUAACAUGAACUUCAAUCAUGUUUGUUUCCAAGUGAAAUUUUGUUAAAAAUGGCUAUACGUGUAUAUACUAUUUUAAGCA
Messenger RNA from Dreissena polymorpha, 9908 nucleotides. RefSeq lists its product as uncharacterized. The coding region runs from base 6136 to 6861 and encodes 241 amino acids. The transcript has 6 exons. The record is from RefSeq and is a predicted model, not a curated record. Lineage: Eukaryota; Metazoa; Mollusca; Bivalvia; Myida; Dreissenidae.